AUGGCUGAUAUUGCGAAAGGCCUGCGAUCCCAGCCCGAUCGUUGCCAGAUGAGCCUUCAGAUUAGCGAGAGCAUAGGCGACCGCACAGCCAUGGACGUGCUGCUCGGUCUCGACGCAGAAUGCGAAAAACGUGACAGUGAGGACCAGGUUAUCCGAGAUGUUAGGAUAGGACCGUUCAGCGUUUUUGACUCUCGAAGACCAAUUACCCCCAACUCCACCACCACAAGGUCCACUGUGCACUCCUCUCUCACCUAUAGUGUCGUAACCCGUGCUGAGACUGCUGAGACUGCUGAGGCUGCUGAGACUUUGGCCUCUUUUCCCUGCUCUUCCCUUAGUGAUGGGGCUAGAGAAUCCAUUGAAGAGAUUCCCAGAGAUCCUUGUGAGAGCCAGGCCGUCGGUAUGAGUCUGGAUGCGCUCGUUGGCGAUCUUCAGUCCGGGUUGUGUGACGACGACGACGACUACUACCAAGGUGGACAUAAUGGUAUCAAUUUCGGGGCUUUCGACCUCCCUUUCCUAGAUUUUGCCUUCCCGAACGACCAACCCAUACAAGGAGAGCAGCUCCAGGCAUACCCCACCACCUUGGGUAGCCAAGGGAGCUUACGGCAAGAAGUCGCAGACAGUAGGGGGCUCUCUCUCACCUCCAUUCAGCCAUCACUAUCUCCGCAGCGUUGUGGAAAUCUUAGUGGAGGAACAUCGAGUAUUCCAGAACAUGCCGAACCCCUUCUUCGCUUCUACAGAGAGCGCAUCACCGAUCCUACUUCUCCCAUGCAAGCGAGACGCAAGUCUCCCUGGCAGAUUCUGUUCCUGCCGCGGGCUCUAGAAACGUUCGCCGAGAUUUCCCUUUGGAACGAAGCAUCGCAUACCCGGUCCACCAUCCUCUACGCGCUGUUGGCGAAUAGUGCCUAUCAGCUUCAUCACAUCCAGAGGCCAGAUUAUUCAGGCCCCGGUUGGUUGGAUAUCGCAGCGAGACACCAAAGGGCUUCGAAGCAGCAUCUUCAAAUGGCACUCAAGGCGGAGACCAGCGGACCAAGACAGGCAGAGUAUAAAGAUCUUUUAAUGGCUAUUCUCUCAGUAGCUAUGGUAUCUCUAUAUAACGGAGCAGGUGGAUUCAAGUAUUUCCUCGUCGAUGCCGAGCACAUAAUACGCCUCCGCGGAUUAUCAAUGCGAAAAAAGUCGUUCAAGGUCCGCAUCCUGCAUCACAUGUACACCUAUCUCCGCAUCGUGGCCGAGAGCAUCGCCGUAUCCGGCGAAGGAGCCGGCGGCGACGCGAGUAGGCAAGAACAUCAGAACUCAUUGGCAACAACUGUGCCUCUUCGGAGAUUCAGCAUUACGGAGGAUACUCUAAACACCGGAUUAGACCCGGCCUUUGAGAAGAGCGCCGAAGUCGGCUACAACGAUAUCCACCUAGAGAUCCAAGGUCGCUGGAACAAGACUCUGUACCCGGACCUUUACUGCAUUCCGGAAUCACUGAUCACCCUUUUGUCUCAGGUCAUAUCCUUUGCCAACGAAAAAUCUAGACUCGAGUCCAUCGCUCGCACUAACGCCUCUGUAUCAGACGCACUUGCGCGCCACAUCAAAGCGCUAGAAGACAGUGUAUGGUCGUGGACGCUACCCGACGGGCCCGUGGGCCCGAAGCGACCACCCACUCAUACACGGCUCCUGACCCACGGUGAUGAUGCCUUCGAAUCCGGCGGCGGCGACGGUUGCGUGUUGGACGAACCCAAUGCCAGGUCCAUGUCCCUAGCGCUUCAUCGGGCCAUCAUCAUCUACCUGUAUCGUCGAGUGUAUAGCAUGAAUGCAAUGAUACUUCAAGAUCAUGUCAAGAAGACGCUCGACUACCUACAACCUUGUAUAGAAGAGAGCAUUGACGAUCAUGACUUCGCCAUGAGUAUAACCUGGCCCGCCUUCAUCGCAUCAUGCGAGGCGGUGUCUCCAGAGCUUCAGGAACAGGCACUGAAAACGCUUCUUGCUAUUGAUAAAAAGGGUAGUACCUCUUUUACCUCGAAGCCCGUUAGUCAAAUUGUACCCUUGGUGUGGGAGCGACGGGCAAGCUCGAGGGACGUUACCGAGUAG
This is a messenger RNA of Scedosporium apiospermum, 2073 nucleotides long. RefSeq lists its product as uncharacterized. The transcript has 4 exons. NCBI's taxonomy places the organism in Eukaryota, Fungi, Ascomycota, Sordariomycetes, Microascales, Microascaceae. The coding region runs from base 1 to 2073 and encodes 690 amino acids. Gene Ontology annotation, cellular component: nucleus. Gene Ontology annotation, molecular function: transcription cis-regulatory region binding; DNA-binding transcription factor activity. The record is from RefSeq and is a predicted model, not a curated record. Gene Ontology annotation, biological process: positive regulation of transcription by RNA polymerase II.